GCCCUGCCCGCUUCCGCCAACGCUGGCUCGGAAAGUUUGCUGCUCGGCGGCCGCUUCCCCAGCAUCCUGGGGCGUGAACUCGCUCGAGAGUGUGAAAGCGCAGCCUGUGUACUCUGAGUAUCCGGGGGGCUGGGGUGAAGUUGUCGGGUGGUUAGUGGAGGCCGCAAGUGUCCCAGAACAGAACAGUAGGAGUGGGCAGAAGAAUCUGAUUGCUUGGGAGAAAUUCUUGAGACUCUGAAAAUGGGAUAGUCCCAAAGAAGUCUGUGGUGACCCAAGUGACAGUCGAGCCGUAUGUCACAUGCGAAAUUGCGAGCGAAGGGUGGUUGGUAGAGUAAAAACAGCCCGCCAGAAAUGCGAGAGUCUCUGGGUCCUGCUGGUGACGAGCCUCCUGUGGUGGUGGGUUUUGUUAAACAUCAGCGAGAGCUUUUUAACUGUCAAAGGUGCUGCACUUUUUCUGCCAAGGGGAAAUGGCUCAUCCACACCAAGAAUCAGCCACAGACGUAACAAGCAUGCAGGUGAUCUCCAACAGCAUCUCCAAGCAAUGUUCAUAUUACUUCGUCCAGAAGACAACAUCAGGCUGGCUGUGAGACUGGAAAGUACUUAUCAAAAUAGAACACGCUAUAUGGUAGUGGUUUCAACUAAUGGCAGACAAGACACUGAAGAAAGCAUUGUCCUAGGAAUGGAUUUCUCUUCUAAUGACAGUAGCACUUGUACCAUGGGUUUAGUCCUGCCUCUCUGGAGUGAUACCCUGAUUCAUUUGGAUGGUGAUGGUGGGUUCAGCGUUUCAACAGAUAACAGAGUUCACAUUUUCAAACCUGUAUCUGUGCAAGCAAUGUGGUCUGCACUGCAGAGUUUACACAAGGCUUGUGAAGUCGCCAGGAUCCAUAACUACUACCCAGGCAGCCUGUUUCUUACCUGGGUGAGUUAUUAUGAGAGCCAUAUCAACUCAGAUCAGUCCUCCGUUAAUGAAUGGAAUGCUAUGCAGGACGUGCAGUCCCAUCGGCCCGACUCUCCAGCGCUCUUCACAGACAUACCAACAGAACGUGAACGAACAGAAAGGCUAAUUAAAACUAAAUUAAGGGAGAUUAUGAUGCAGAAGGAUUUGGAGAACAUCACUUCCAAAGAGAUACGAACAGAGUUGGAAAUGCAAAUGGUGUGCAACUUGCGGGAAUUCAAGGAAUUUAUAGAUAAUGAAAUGAUAGUAAUCCUUGGUCAGAUGGAUAGUCCUACACAGAUAUUUGAGCAUGUGUUCCUGGGCUCAGAGUGGAAUGCUUCCAAUUUAGAAGAUUUACAGAACCGAGGGGUGCGGUAUAUCUUGAAUGUCACUCGAGAAAUAGAUAACUUCUUCCCAGGAGUCUUUGAGUACCAUAAUAUCCGGGUGUAUGAUGAAGAAGCCACAGAUCUCCUGGCUUACUGGAAUGAUACUUACAAAUUCAUCUCUAAAGCAAAGAAACAUGGGUCUAAAUGUCUCGUGCACUGUAAGAUGGGGGUGAGUCGCUCGGCCUCCACAGUGAUUGCCUAUGCAAUGAAAGAGUACGGCUGGAAUCUGGACCGAGCCUAUGAUUAUGUGAAGGAGAGACGCACAGUGACCAAGCCCAACCCCAGCUUCAUGAGACAAUUAGAGGAGUACCAGGGGAUCUUACUAGCAAGCAAACAACGACAUAACAAACUCUGGAGAUCUCAUUCAGACAGUGAUCUCUCAGACCACCAUGAACCCAUCUGCAAACCGGGACUAGAACUCAACAAGAAAGAGAUCACCACCUCAGCAGACCAGAUUGCUGAGGUGAAGACCAUGGAGAGUCACCCAUCCAUACCUCCUGUCUUUGUGGAACAUGUGGUCCCACAAGAUACAAAUCAGAAAGCCCUGUGUACCAAAGAAAGAAUGAUCUGCUUGGAAUUUACUUCUAGGGAAUUUCAUACUGGACAGAUUGAAGAUGAAUUAAACUUAAAUGAUAUCAAUGGAUGCUCAUCAGGAUUUUGUCUCACUGAAUCAAAAUUCCCUCUUGACAACUGCCAUGCAUCCAAAGCCUUAAUCCAACCUGCGCAAGUCCCAGAAAUGACCAACAAGUUCCCAGACUUAACAGUGGAAGAUCUAGAGACUGAUGCACUGAAAGCAGACAUAAAUGUCCACUUACUGCCUAUGGAAGAGUUAACAUCUGGACUGAAAGACCUCCCCAUGUCACCUGAUCCUGAGUCACCAAGCCCCCAGCCUAGCUGUCAUGCUGAGAUUUCAGAUUUCAGUACAGAUCGCAUUGACUUUUUUAGUGCCCUGGAAAAGUUUGUGGAGCUCUCUCAAGAAACCGGAUCUCGAUCUUUUUCCCAUUCAAGGAUGGAGGAACUAAGUGGAGGAAGGAGUGAGGGCUGUCGACUAUCAGUGGUAGAAGUACCCUCUUCUGAAGUGACCACUGAUGACCAGAGAAGCAGCUCUUUGAGUAAUACUCCCCAUGCAUCAGAAGAAUCUUCAAUGGAUGAAGAACAGUCUAAGGCAAUCUCAGAACUGGUCAGCCCAGAUAUCUUCAUGCAUUCUCAUUCAGAAAAUGCAAUUUCAGUCAAAGAAAUUGUUACUGAAAUUGAAUCCAUCAGUCAAGGAGUUGGGCAGAUGCAGCUGAAAGGAGACAUGCUAUCCAACCCAUGUCAUACACCAAAGAAGAGCACCACCCAUGAGCUGUCCCUUGAGAGAGCCCAGGCCCCAGAGAAUAAAGCUGGGCACAUGGAACAAGAUGAAGUUUUCUGUACAGCCCAUCCUGAACUACCUAGAGACUCAGGGAAGUGUAACCCAGAAGGCUGUGUAACCACACAGUCAUCCACAAUAGACUUUGAAGAAGAGGAACCAACCGAAGGGGAACAUGAGCUCUGGGGCUCAGGCAUGCAUUCAGGUGCCAAUUGGUACCCCGGGUCUGUGAGGCGAGCCACCCUGGAGUUUGAAGAGCGUUUACGACAGGAGCAGGAACACCAUAGUCCUGCCCCUGUGGGUACCUCAUUGUCCACUCGCAAGAAUUCUAAGAAUGAUGCUUCAGGGGCAGACCUAGCACCAAAAGGAAAAAAUGAUGAAGCCACCUCAGAAUAUUCAUUUGCUCCCAAGGAACCAGAAGUAAGCAAGGGCAAAGGGAAAUGCAGUAAGUCUGAGGCUGGCUCACUCUCCCAGUGUGAGCAGAAUGCCAUUGUUCCAGCACUCGAGCUGUUGGAGUGUCACCCUUUGACAGCAACUCAGGACAACCCAGGGUCAGAUAUUAGAACAAAGCAAGGAGUCCCAGAGGAGCAAAGGACUGUGGUUUCAUGCCAGGGCUCUGAGAUGCAAGCCCUCACUCUUCCCAAAAGGAUAGAAAUCAUCGAGUAUACUCACACAGUUACAUCACUCAGUCACACUGGGUCAGAGGCUGAAACAGCCACAAGUGAAGAGAAGGGCGAGCAAGGACUAAGAAAAGUAAGAGUAGAGAAGUCUGUCACUAUGCUGUGCGUGCUGGAUGAAAAUCUGAACAGGACUCUGGACCCCAACCAGCUUUCUCUGCACCCCCAAGUGCUACCUCUGCCUCAUUCUUCACUGGAGCACGAUAGACCCGCCAACCCAACAUCCAUGUUGAGCAGCCCUGAAAAGCGAAGCAACAGUCCAUUGACAGCCCCGGAAACAACAGCACCUUUUAUCAGUCAUACAACCCACAUACCUGCUAACUUGGAUUACAUGCAUCCCCAGACCGUGGUUCAUCUGGAGGGUUGCACAAAGCAAAGCAGCACAACAGACAGUGAGCCCUCUACAGAACAGGUUAACUGGGCAGAAACUCAAAAGGGCCAUCUCUCUGGUGGCGAUGAAGUACCACACAGGGUCUCCCAGUUAAAUAGCAAAGACCUACGUGUAAUUAGCAAAUUUGGUGGAAACAUUGGGGAAUUAAAGAAAAAACUAGACCCAUUACAGGCAUCUUGGCAACUCCCACAUAGUUCUAGCAGUGAAAAUAUAAAGGGUCUCCACCACAGUCCUCGUAAGGUAAAGGAGUGUGCUAAAGUUGAGUCCCAAGUGAUUUUCCAGGCAGGGGUCACCAAACCAUCCCAAAUGAGGCGCUCAGCUUCUCUUGCCAAGUUAGGCUACCUGGAUCUCUGUAAAGACUGUUUACCAGAGAGACAGGCUGUCUCUUCUGAAUACCCUCAUCUCAAACUGCUUCAGCCCUUCAUCAGAACAGACUCAGGCAUGCAUGCUAUGGAGGCCCAGGAGCCCCCAGAAAACCCAGGUGCCUCCCAGAACCCAGAGCCCACCAAGUAUUUUGUAGAGCAACUCAGAACAACAGAGUGUAUUGCACAGAGCAAACCAGUGGAAAGGCCCCUUGCGCAGUAUGCCAAAGAAUUUGGUUGUAGUCAGCAGUGUUUGCUCCCCAGGGCGGGACGAGAAUUGACUAGUUCUGAAGGAGGCCUUCCUUUGCUACAAACCCAGGGCUUGCAGGAAGCAGGCUCAGCUCCAGGGCUGGCCGUGGCACCCCGUCAGCAGCACGGCAGAACUCACCCCCUUAGAAGACUGAAAAGGGCAAAUGAUAAAAAACGGACAACCAACCCCUUCUAUAACACCAUGUGAUUCUGAGCCUACUACAUGUGAUUUUUCUAAAAGAAAUGUAUGUAAAAGGGGCAGGUGUAAUAUAUAAGGAACAUGCACUUUAUUGGUUAAUUUUAUAAUACUUUGGUCAUUUUACUGUUCCUGGCGCAUGCAGGGUUUGGAUUUUUUAGUGUGUGUGUGUGUGUGUGUGUGUGUGUGUGGACAAAGAUUGAUCUUGAUGGCAGGACCAUUUUAUCAUUGUUUAUUUUUUUAAAAUUCAAACCUCAAACUCAUUUUCAAAGAACACCUUUGUUAAGGCAAAUUGCUGUUUUUCAGUCAGCUACCACUUGCUCCUCAUUUUGCUGAGAAAAGACUGCUUGCUUGACUGAGGGAAAGGAGCAGAUGCGAGGGUGGCACUGAGGCUCCAAAUUAGAAAUAUUUCUCCAGGCCUUGUGAUGAUGGUUUCCAUACCUCAGGCAUCAGAUGGAGCUGAAGGGCAGCCAAGACCUCAAAGUUCUCCUAGCCUUCAUUCCCAGCCCUACUCCUUUGGAGUUUCUGAAAAAGAUAUGUUCUGCGUUGCUUUGCAAGGGGGCCUUCUAGAAUUCAUUUCUUUUGGUAUUGUAGAGUGUGUACUAAAAGGCAUGAUAAUAGCUGGCUCUAAAUUUAUCAAGCAAUUUUUCAGCCUCAAUAAAAAUUUUAAAAUUAUAAGGGAAGACCAAAUGAAAGCUAGGAGGCCUUCUGUAAAGAGCAGGUAAGAGGAGCGUGAAGAGGCCACUCCCAGUGACUUCUGGGUUAGUGGGUUCCACACAGACGGUCAUCCUGACUCUCCCUGCCAGGAAAUAUGCUCUUGCAAGUGCCCCAACUAAAAUGCAGCAGAGUCAAUUUUGAAAAACAGCAAUCAACAGUCAGUGUGUUCUUAUAAAAUGAAUAUAAAUGUAGGGUUUUUAAACCCUUUCCAUUACUUGAAUAAUUCUGUGGGCCUUCUGAGUUUAAUGGCCAUAUUUUUUCCCAAUUUAUCUUCCUCUCAAUGUAUGCCCCAUCCUGCCUAUUUUUUUUAAUUUCAUGGAUUAUAUUUUAAUUGUUGCAUACGUAUAAUCUCCAUUGAACGCAAAGUUUUCUAUGUUAUCACUGUUUAACACUUGACAUAAUUUUCUUUUCUCCUUUCUUUCCCUGGAAGGUUUGUCAUUUCUCUAAAGUAUACACAGUAUUUAUGUACAUAAUGUCACUUUCUUACAAUGUUUUGUUGUUGAUGUUGUGGGGCCCUUUGUGAUUUAUUCUUUUAAAGAAGAAAUAGUUGCAACUGGAAAACAUAUAAAGACACCAGAAGUAAAACUGGUAGUCGUUGAUAGGAAUCUGUACCAUAUAUUGAGGGUAGUUUUCCUGCCAAAUUAUGCAUUAGUAACUUCCUCCUCUGAGAAACCCCUAAAGGUUUCCAUUAGAUCACAGUGUGACUAAAAGCUGAUUUUUGUCUGAGACUAAGAGCCUAGAAUAUUACCUUGCCAGUACAUGAACCACAGCCAGAAAGUGUAUAUAUGCAUUGCCCAGAGCGAAAGCACCUAAUGGAGGCUGAGAGGCCACAGGGGAGGUCCCUGCUAAGGGCAAGUGCCCGUAAUAACUGUGUUUAGGAUGCUGUUGCUUCGUGGCUAUGGAGAUCCUUAACACAGGAGCAUCUGUCAUAAACAAGCCUCCAAGGUUCUUACAAAAGCAUAUCUAUCCUGGGACGGCACACCACCUACAGCUCAUCAGAAUGGAAGAAGUUUGCAGAUUUGCUUCCUGUUUGCUUUGGUUGACGUCCACAUUGCUCAGGGUUGACUGAGCACAAACUUGAGACUUAGGUUUUUGGUUCAUCACAGCAAUAAGAGGAAGACAUAUGUGUACAGACUGUCAAGGUGCUGUCACAGGCCAGAGUUCGGAGGGACAGACAGUUGGGCAACCAAAAGAAUAUAAAAAGGUGAACCGAGGCUAUUUGCAGGUGCUCCAAGCAGUUAUUGAUCCAGUUGCCACAUGGAAGCCAUGGUUGGGUGAGACAUCACUGCCAGGAGGCAGGUUGGAAAGAAACCACCUGCCAGAAGUAUCUUUAUGGUAUAAUAAUUAUGUAUAUCUGUGCUGUCCUUCAGUAGUUUCCUUAAGUGUCCAGAUAUGUCAUUCACACAGCUUUGUGAUUCCUGGAUAUGUUUAUGUGUUGUGAAGUGUUUUGUUGGGUUGUAUAUAUGCCAGUGUGAGGAGGCUUGUCAAACAGGGUGAUGAAAUCCAGGGCUCAUCCAUUGAAACCACCCUGUCUUUUUGAAGCAAUUCCACUAGCAGUGUGAUGGGAAAAGACAAUAAAUCGUGGCGGGAGUAGGGAAAGGAUUUGCAUGGAGAUCAAGAGGGUGGCACCACCUCCCACCUGCCACUGUGUAUAAUGUUCACUUUCUCGUUUAAUAGCAAUUAAGAAGAGGAGGAAAUUCUCUAAUGCUGUGAAAAAUACAAACUUUACUUUUUUAAAGAGUAGAGGGUACAGUCUUCCUCUACCUUCCUUUUAUUUGAACUGUAUUCUUUUAUCAUUUAAAUGACCUGUCUAACUAAACAUCUUCCACAUAGGGCCUGUAAUCUAACUCCGCGAAGGGAUUUGCCAGCCCUCUAAAACGCUGCACCCUUGAGUGUUCUUGAGUUAUAUGUAUGGCUGAGCAAUAUCCAGGGUAGGUACAGAAUAAGCUGGUGAGGACUUUUUAGAUGACUUCUCUUCAGAUAUCUUGAAAAUUUCAUGUGGUUUAUUUCUCAUUUCUGUUUAUGGAAAACAGAGAUGAGCAGGAAAAAUUUUGACCUCUUAUCCAAUACUUCACUUCUUGCCCAGUACCUCUAUGUUUUUCUUAAAGAUGACCAUAGUCUUUCAGUAACUCUGGAGGGAGUGUGUGUGUGUGUGUGUGUGUGUGUGUGUGUGUGUGUGUACCUGCACACAGAGGCGUGCGUGUGUUUAAGUAUUGAAUACAAAAGUUGACAUUUCAGUGCAUGGGUUAAAAAAGCCCCAGGAGCACAUAGGAUUAUUAGAGCUGUAAUCUGGAUGGUUACCUGAUCAGCAGGAGAGAAACCCCACCCCCAUUUUGCUUUUUGGAAACUCUUAGGAGUAGUAUAUACUGUAGCAAAUACACUGUGCUAUAUAGUACAGUAGUAUUCAUCUCUCAUUUUGGUCGUCUUUCCGAUUCUAUUUAGAAUGUAUGUUUUGGAUCAUUUCUAGUAUCUCAGCCUCUGUAGACCUUAUUAAGUCUUUCCCUGCUCUUGUUCCAAGUAUUUUCUUUUUCUCAUUUUGAGAAUUACCAAGAGCUCUAAGGACAGCCUGAUGAUGACAGCCUAGGCUCUAAGGUCCGUCCCUUCCUGCUCAUGACUCCAGACAGAUGCUGUCAAGUAGACCCGAGGCUUCCUGUGCGAAGCUUCUGAGAAUACCAGCUCACAGAUGUCUUCAUCUGCUUCUUUUGAGGAUUUCAUCCCGAAGUGAUCUAGGCAUGUUUGUUAAAAUGUUUUGUGGGAAUUGUUUAUUUUUUUCUUUAAAAAGCAUUAUGCAAAAAGUCACUUUUAAGGGCAUUUUAAAAUUAAGCCACUUUUUGGCUUUUUCCGAUAACUGUUUGUGGAUACUUUGUUUACAUUGUGAAUAUUAAAAGUAUGCAUCAUCUUGUUGGCCACUCAGUCCUCCGGGCACCAAGACCCUGACUGUCUUGUGAAUCCUUACACAGAGCACCGCCAUAAUGUCAGCCCCUGUGGAUAAGUGGUAAAACCUGGAGUUGACUUCCAUGUAUGUCCUUCGCUUUAUCCAAUAUUCUCUAUGAAGUAGUUGUCAUUUACUCAGUGAUGAUGUCUUAACAGUGAUGGUUGUAAUGGUGAAUGGCUAGUACAAUUUUUAUUUGUUUUGCUUUUUAACAAUAGACAAGAUGAAAUUUAAUUGUUUCAGCACCAAUCCAACUUGAAAGAAUUGUGGAUUUUGUUUUCCCUUUCAAACUAAAAGAACAAGGCAUGUAUUAUACAUAAGUGUAUUUGUUGCCUCAAGUCACCUGUCACCAUAGUAGGAAAAGACCUGCCACUGACAGGGGCUGCACACUCCUAACUUUACUCCCAGGUCUCAGGGUCCCUUGACACCGUGGAGAGCUUUUGCAAGGUGCUUCUGUACUUUUCCAGCCUGGAAGUGGAGGGUGACUGGGCCUGCCUUCUGCUAUGAAGAGAACCAGCCUCAUCUUCUCAAUGCCCCAGAGACAUAGGACAGGAUUUCUAAACUGGAAUCAUCAUCCCUUAACAGCCUAAGGAUCCCCCAGGAGGUACAUGACUAGCGCCGCCAUCAGUAUCUGCACAGCACUGCUGGUGGUAGCAUCCUGUGUGCAUAUGCAGAACUGAUACCCAGGGCUUCACUCACGCUGAUGACCCAAACUGAAAACUGGGAAACACUGAAAUCUUUCCUAAUCAAGCCCACCAAAAAGUGUUCGAUUUUUAUAUUUUGUUGGAUUUUGGUUUGCUUGGCAUAGCUAAAGGUGCCUUUUUUUUCGGUUUUGUUUUCUACUUUAUUUUGUAGGACUUGUUCUAAACAUAGAAAAUAAGUCCAAAAGACUCUCCCACUGACUGUUACCUUUGCCCUAGGUUACCCUCAACUUUUAUGCUCACAUUUUAUUAAAUAAAGCAGGUGCUCCCUGGAAUCUCUGGGACUUUUUUGAGGCAUUUGAAGCAGAAUAUAAAGAGUGGUCUCAUCUCCUUCCUUAAUCUUCCUAGUGGUUGGGAUGUUCCACUUGUAUCAUAGUUUUUUUAUUACUGAUGUGCUCUGCUGUUUUUAAAUGUGAACUUGUACGCAAAUGUGCAGAUGCAAUGUUCUUGUUACAGACUGAAUAAAUUUUUAUUUUGAA
Cavia porcellus (domestic guinea pig) is the source of this 9375-nucleotide messenger RNA. RefSeq names its product slingshot protein phosphatase 2 (gene Ssh2). Gene Ontology annotation, biological process: actin cytoskeleton organization; negative regulation of actin filament polymerization; protein dephosphorylation. The record is from RefSeq and is a predicted model, not a curated record. Gene Ontology annotation, molecular function: protein tyrosine/serine/threonine phosphatase activity; actin binding. The transcript is spliced from 14 exons. Gene Ontology annotation, cellular component: cytoplasm. NCBI's taxonomy places the organism in Eukaryota, Metazoa, Chordata, Mammalia, Rodentia, Caviidae. Bases 299 to 4558 code for a protein of 1419 amino acids.